GAGCUAUAGUUCGCAGCUAAUCUUCUUCGCAAUACAUCUCAACUAGUUGCAGUCACUGCUUGAGUUUCGAACGAUCAACUUCACUUUUCAGGCUCAAAAUGAUACCGUUUGUUGCAUUGUUGGCUGUUUUAGCUGUUGGAGCAUCUGGUGAACUAUCAGAGUUCACCGCUUCCUCGACGGAUUUCACGUUCCGGUUUCUUAAGGGUGCUUACACCCCAACCGAGAAUGCCAUCCUGUCUCCUGUGUCGAUCCAAUCUUCGCUGGCCAUGUUCUACCCGUUGGCCGGUCCAGAGGUAUCACCGGACAUGCAGCGUCAUCUGAACCUGCCGGCUGAUAAGACGAUCGCGACUGAUAAUUUGCGAAGGUUUUUCGCUUCAAUCAGCAAACAACAGGCGCGGCCCGAUGCGCUAAAGGUGCUGUCCAAGGUUUACCACGUAGACGCGGAGCUGAACCCCGAGGUUCUGCCCUUGUUCCAAGGUCAGUUCGGAGCCGAGGUGGAAACGGCCAACUUUCAGGACCAGGAAACGGUGGUGCGAUCGGUGAACGAGUGGGUUGAUCGGUCAACGGGUGGGCUGAUUCCGAACUACAUGGAACCUGGGGAACUCCGCGUGGACACCGAUCUUAUGCUGUUGAACGUGGUUGCGUUGAACGCUUCCUGGCAGGAUCCGUUUGAUCCGGAAGAGACGGAGGAGUCGGACUUUCAGUUUUUGAACGGUGCGCGGAAGGUUCAGAUGAUGCACGUGGCCGGAGAGUUUCAGUUCGGAGUUGUGAACGAGCACAACUGUUACGCCGUUGAGUUGAACUACGAGGAGGAUACCGAUCUGUCUAUGGUGUUGAUCCUUCCGAAGAAAAAGCACACUCUGCAAGAUAUCAUUCAGGGGUUGAGUGUUGACUUGUACCGGGCACUUGACGAGAGUCUCCACAAGGUUCGAGUGGCGGUUGCUAUUCCGAAGUUUACCAUGCGCAAGAAGUUGGACGCUAAGGAACUGCUGAUGAACAUGGGAUUGAAGUCGAUUUUUGAAAAUUUGGACUUUGACCUUUUGACCAAGGAUAAGUCGAAGAUCGGAGAAGUUCGUCAGACUGGGUUCAUCCGAGUAGAUGAGAGGGGAACCGAAGCGGCCGCAGCUACUGAUGUCCAAGCGGUGGGCCGUUCCAGCAUUCCCACCUUUUACGCAAACCGUCCCUUCCUGUACCUGAUCCGGAAGCGCUCGACCAAGGAUAUCAUCUUCAUCGGACACUAUUCCGUGUACGAGGAGCAGCAGUAACUGACCGUUAAGCAGUAAUGCAAUAGUUCAGGUGUAGCAAAACAGUAACUAGUCCAACAUAUGGUUUUUCGGUUCAGCGUUGAAAUAAACCUAACUUUUAGGGUCUCA
Molecule: messenger RNA, 1373 nt
Organism: Culex pipiens pallens (northern house mosquito)
Lineage: Eukaryota; Metazoa; Arthropoda; Insecta; Diptera; Culicidae
Product: leukocyte elastase inhibitor-like
Exons: 3
Coding region: 99-1265 (388 amino acids)
Molecular function (GO): serine-type endopeptidase inhibitor activity
Source: RefSeq, a predicted model, not a curated record